Messenger RNA from Exophiala bonariae, 2850 nucleotides. It is a transcript of the gene ARG6, whose product is annotated as Protein arg-6, mitochondrial. Gene Ontology annotation, cellular component: cytoplasm; mitochondrion; membrane. NCBI's taxonomy places the organism in Eukaryota, Fungi, Ascomycota, Eurotiomycetes, Chaetothyriales, Herpotrichiellaceae. Gene Ontology annotation, biological process: L-arginine biosynthetic process; vesicle-mediated transport. The record is from RefSeq and is a predicted model, not a curated record. The transcript has 4 exons. Bases 1 to 2850 code for a protein of 949 amino acids. Gene Ontology annotation, molecular function: N-acetyl-gamma-glutamyl-phosphate reductase (NADP+) activity; NAD binding; acetylglutamate kinase activity.
AUGGCCGACCGAGAACAACCCUAUGACCCUUAUAUCCCCUCUGGUGGCCAGGGAGGUGCACAAGGACAACAAGCUGGCGGCAAUCAAAGAACAGCUGCUCUGCAAGCGCAAAUCGAUGACACCGUUGGUGUUAUGCGUGAAAACAUCAACAAGGUCUACCAGAGAGGCGAACAGCUCGAUACACUGCAAGACAAGACCGACAAUCUGGCACAAUCUGCCCAAGGCUUCCGACGUGGAGCCAACCGAGUCAGGAAACAAAUGUGGUGGAAGGACAUGAAGAUGCGCAUGUGCUUGAUUGUGGGCAUCAUUAUCUUGCUCAUUGUUAUCAUCGUCCCAGCUGAACAGCCCUCGACAAGAUCUACAGUGGUACAGCUCUUGAGCAACAUUGGCUCCAAACGAGAGGUCCAGCAAUAUCUAUCUCAUUUCAGCUCGGUCUCCUCCCAGCAAUUCGCCGUCAUCAAGGUGGGAGGUGCUAUCUUGACCGAACAUCUUCAGACACUGUCUUCUGCACUGGCAUUCCUCAAUCACGUCGGACUAUAUCCUGUUGUUGUACACGGUGCAGGUCCUCAGUUGAAUAAGAUUAUUGAAGACUCCGGCGUUGAGCCACAAUUCGAGGAUGGUAUCAGAGUCACUGAUCCCAAAACUCUAGGUAUUGCACGGGCAUUGUUCUUGGAGGAAAAUUUACGAUUGGUGGAAGAGCUCGAGCGCUUGGGUGUGCGUGCUAGACCCAUCACAUCUGGCGUCUUCAGCGCUGGGUACUUGGACAAGGAAAAAUACAACUUGGUGGGCAAGAUCAAUCAUGUGGAUAAAAGACCUAUCGAAGCAGCUAUCCGGGCAGGAUGUCUACCAAUUCUAACCUCAAUGGCCGAGUCCCCAGAAGGACAAGUCCUCAACGUCAAUGCAGAUGUCGCAGCAGGUGAAUUGGCCCGCGCUCUCCAACCAUUGAAAAUUGUCUAUCUUUCGGAAAAGGGUGGCCUCUUUAACGGAGAUACCAAGGAAAAGAUCUCCGCCAUCAAUCUGGAUGAAGAGUAUGAUCAACUCAUGACACAGUGGUGGGUUCGCCAUGGCACGAGGCUGAAGAUUAAGGAGAUGAAAGAGCUCCUGACCGAUCUGCCCCGGACCUCCAGUGUGGCCAUCAUUCACCCUGCAGACCUCCAGAAGGAGCUCUUCACGGAUUCCGGUGCUGGCACACUCAUUCGCCGUGGAAAUAAGGUUCACAAGCAUUCCUCCGUCGACCAGUUCAAAGAUCUUGAACAGCUGAAGGAAGUUCUGAUUCGUGAUCGAGCUGGACUUGACGCCAAGGCCGUGGUUGACCGAUAUAUUAAAUCUCUUAGAGAUCGAGAAUUCGGUGCUUACUUUGAUGAACCCAUGGAGGCCUUUGCACUUGUCCUGCCACCUAAUGGAGAGACUUCCCUCGCCCAUUUGGCAACCUUGACUAUCACCAAAAACGGCUGGCUUACCAACGUCGCAGACAAUAUUUUUGCUGCCAUCAAGAAAGAUUAUCCCAAGCUGAUGUGGACAGUCAAAGAAGAUGAUGAGAAUCUGGCCUGGUUCUUCGACAAAGCCGAUGGAAGUCUUUCCAAGGAUGGUGAGGUCCUCUUCUGGUAUGGGCUUGAAUCAAGUGAUGAAGUUCGAGAUUUGAUGGUUGAAUUUACCAAACAUGGUCGACAAAUGUUCGGUGACAUCAACCUAGAAUCCAAGCUGCAAAGAGCUGCCAGAGCCGCGUCCAAUACAGUCAAUGCGCCAGUUCAGCAAAAGCGAUCAUUCUCAACACAGUCAAAUCCCUUGAGAGCGGCAAGAAAUGCUCGGUUCGCAACCACACCAGCCCUUCGAGCCCGGAUGUACUCCACAACCAACCCAAAUCCUCCUCUAGGCUCGAAGAAUAGCUCAAAUACCGAACCUUCAAGAGUAGCACUCAUCGGUGCUCGUGGCUAUACUGGAAAAGCUCUUGUCGAUCUCAUCAACCGACACCCACAUCUAGACCUCCGCCAUGUUUCUUCACGAGAAUUGGCAGGACAAAAGCUCCAGGGUUAUAGCAAGCGUGACAUUACGUAUGAGAACUUGAGCGUGGAAGAUGUGCGACAGAUGGAGGAGAAUGGAGAAGUGGACUGCUGGGUAAUGGCUCUGCCGAACGGCGUUUGCAAACCCUUCGUGGAUGCCAUUGACCAAGUCGGCAAGAAUAGUCUGAUUGUCGAUCUCAGUGCGGACUACAGAUUUGAUCCUGCUUGGACAUAUGGUCUUCCCGAGUUGGUGGAUCGCUCUGCCAUUGCCAAAGCCACCAGAAUUUCAAACCCUGGAUGUUAUGCCACUGCAGCACAAAUCGGUAUCGCUCCAUUAGUACCAUAUCUUGGAGGACAGCCCACCGUCUUCGGUGUCUCUGGUUACUCCGGCGCUGGAACAAAACCAAGUCCCAAGAAUGAUGUCGACAACCUGACCGACAAUCUCAUCCCUUACAGCCUCACAGAUCAUAUCCACGAGCGUGAGAUUUCCAAUCAACUUGGAACUCCCGUCGCUUUCAUCCCUCACGUCGCUGUGUGGUUCCAAGGUAUCUCUCACACCAUCAAUAUCCCAUUGAAGGAGGAGAUGAGCUCGCGAGAUAUCAGAAACAUCUACCAGGACAGAUAUGCUGGCGAGAAGUUACUCAAGGUCAUUGGCGAGGCUCCUUUGGUCAAGAAUAUUGCACAUCGCCAUGGUGUCGAGGUUGGAGGUUUCGCAGUUCACUCGAGCGGUAAGCGUGUCGUGAUCUGUGCUACGAUCGAUAAUCUAUUGAAGGGUGCUGCCACUCAAUGUCUCCAAAACAUGAAUCUUGCUCUUGGCUAUGGCGAGUACGAGGGCAUCCCAAUGGAAUAG